This is a messenger RNA of Auanema sp. JU1783, 2358 nucleotides long. NCBI's taxonomy places the organism in Eukaryota, Metazoa, Nematoda, Chromadorea, Rhabditida, Rhabditidae. The record is from the annotation of a GenBank genome assembly.
AUGAAAGAAAUGCUUGGGGGAUGUUGUGUCUGCUCCGACGAGAAUGGAUGGGCAGACAACCCCCUUAUCUAUUGUGAUGGUCCCGGCUGUGAAGUUGCUGUUCAUCAAGGUUGUUAUGGUAUUCAAGUGGUGCCAGAAGGGGAAUGGCUUUGUGCUAAAUGCCAAGCUUCAACAUCUUUUGAAGGGGAAAAUAAAGCUGCUCGCUGUGAGCUAUGUUCUUUCAGUUAUGGAGCACUCAAACGAACGAAUAAGAAUGGAUGGGCUCAUGUUAUUUGCGCCUUAUACAUACCCGAAGUUCGUUUCGGUGAUGUACACAGUAUGGACCCUGUGAUUCUGACUGAUAUUCCCGUUGAAAGGUUUAAUAAACCAUGUUACCUCUGUGAGUUAACUGGGGACCCCGUUGCUGCAGCAAUUGGAGCUUCGAUGUACUGCAAUAAGACCGGUUGCAAGAGAGGCUUUCAUGUGACAUGCGCCCAGCAGCAUGGUCUAUUAUGUGAAGAAGGAGGUGCCGGAAAGAAUGUGAAAUAUUGUGGUUAUUGUGCUCAUCACAUGAAGAAAGCUGCCUUAGAUCCCUGUAUAAAACGGAUUCCUCCCUGUCGAAUCCGUGCUCAUCCUUCGAGCAAACCGGAGAUUUGCCAGCCAACUCCACCUAGCAGCAACAGCAGCGGUCAUAUGUUAGUUGACCCUAUAGCCCGAUCUGAACAAGUUGUUUCGGUAUUGGGUCUAACACAACCAACAGCGGACGAUGCACAUUUGGUUAACAAUUUUUCGCCACCCCUAACAACUUCUAGUAGAUCUUCUGUUGUGCUAGAUGCUACACCUCCUAUGUCUAGUAACACGCCCAAGCAUGAGAUGUCAGAUCCCGUGCCGAACGGUCCCUCUAACACGUCGUUACAUGAUUUCGGUAACGUAGCUAUCGGUGGACAAAAUCAUAAUCGGUUAAACAACUCACACGAUUCUGAUGAAAAGUCUUUGAUAGAAGGUUUUAAUAGCACUAGUCCAUUAACAUCUAAGCUUAUCCCAGUUAUAGGUAACAAACGUCCACGUGAUUUGAAACCUGAUCCCCUAGGUGACAAAUCAAAGAGGCCUAGGCCUAAUCAUCGGCAAACUCAAUCUAAAAACAUGAAGGCUCUAUUAGAUGCCGUUGGGCCUCUUGUUUCCGAAACAGUUUCCGAUUUCCAAAGAGAUCGUGCUGCUGUUCGUAGCGAAGCUGAACGUCGUGUCGUUGUACAGGCUACCCCUUGCACUUCCCACGACCCUUCGCCGACUUCUGGUCAGUACCCUCAUCAAUUUGUCCCUCUUGGUCAUCCAGGAGCCCCCGGUGUUCAUGCUCUUGGCUCCAGCCCCACAUCAACUAGAACAACUUGCACUUUACCGUCAUCAAUGGAACAACUGUUGGAGAGACAAUGGGUGCAAGGAUCUCAAUUCUUGAUUUCUCAUGCUCAGUUUGAUGUAGCUCAACUAUUAAAUUGUUUGCAUCAAUUGAAGUCAGAGAAUAUCCGGUUAGAAGAACAACUCUGUGCUCUGAAUAGGAGGAGAGACCAUUUGUUGGCUCUUAAUGCGAGACUCCAAAUCCCUCUUUCUGCUGGCGUUACCUUAACUCCCAUGUCUCAUCAUGGCAUGCCAGUAACCUCAUUAGCACAGCACACCCAAAUACCGCUUGUAAGUCCGCAUCAUUCUCCGAAGGUUACUGCUCCGGCAGCCCCAGUAGCUCAACAUCCGGCUCCUCCACCUGUAUCUGCUUCUCUUCCUAUUCCUGUUCCGCCAAGUUCCAUAUCAGAUGACUCCAUGAGUCAAAUGAGGAAUUUAGCAACUGGAGGGAUGAAAACAGCAGCAGUUGCAGCCGCAGCUGCAGCAGCGGCUGCAGCGGCAGCUAACGCUUCCGGAAUACCAAACUCUUCUGCUCCUUCCCAUCCAAUACCUCCCUCAAAUGUUUCUAGCCAUUUUACACAUGUUUCGCACGCGAGGACGCAAAACACUAGUAACAUCCCGUCCGUGCAAGCGUCAACUGCUGUAACAACAUCAGUACCAGCUAAUCAUUCCUCAACACCAUCUACACCUCAAGCUACUCAGCCACCAACAUCUUUGUCGAACGCGAGCAUUAAUGACUUAGUGUCUUCACUGAACCUAAACAGUCCUUUAGUGGCUUCAUUAAAUCCCUCGCUGUUCAACAGGAGUAGUAACCAGCUGUUACCAACUGAUUCGAUCAUGGCUCAAAUCUUAUUACAACAUGCUGCCGUAACCCAAAGCCAGUUAAGGUUGCAACAGAACUCUGCUGCAGGAUUAUUGUCCUCCUUCGGAAGUCUGAUGCCAACUAUUAACGGUGGUGCUGGGCAAGGAAGUAAUGUUGGCCAAUAA